This is a messenger RNA of Labrus bergylta (ballan wrasse), 3703 nucleotides long. RefSeq names its product frizzled class receptor 6 (gene fzd6). NCBI's taxonomy places the organism in Eukaryota, Metazoa, Chordata, Actinopteri, Labriformes, Labridae. Gene Ontology annotation, cellular component: plasma membrane. The record is from RefSeq and is a predicted model, not a curated record. Gene Ontology annotation, biological process: non-canonical Wnt signaling pathway; canonical Wnt signaling pathway. Gene Ontology annotation, molecular function: Wnt receptor activity; Wnt-protein binding.
UACACAGCGACCAGGCUGAAAAAGACGAAGGAACUGUGUUGAGUUUAUCGCAGGAAACACGCUUCCAGAUUCCCUACGGAAAUAUGGAGGCUCGUUUGUCCUUGUAGUCAACUUUUACACAAACAACUUGGAAGUUAGGAGCUGUGGGUUUCCUAUCCUUCCUGGAGAAUGAUGGGAAAAUUCUACUUUCUCCAGCGCCCAAUGGGUCUACUAAGAUGACCCCAGGAGAAAUGAACUGUAGAUGACAUUGUGAGCUCGGGGAAUUCAAAGCUUUGACCAAAAUAUCCGCACAGUGAGCCAAAAAGAAACCUGUUCUACUUGGAUUCACUCACGCACAUUCCUUCCCAAUCGGCCGCUGCAAUGUUGAUGCCAGGACCACUGUGGGCCUGCCUGACUUUGAUAUGGGCGGUGGGCUCCAGUGCCCACAGCUUGUUUACCUGUGAGCCCAUCAAUGUGUUUCGCUGCCUGGGGAUGCCCUACAACAUGACCUUCUUUCCCAACAUGAUGGAGCACUACGACCAGGAUAUGGCAGCCAGUAAGAUGGAGCCGUUCAUGCCCCUGGCAAACCUGCGCUGCUCUCCAGAUGUCCAUCACUUCCUUUGCCAAGCGUUUAUCCCACAAUGCACCGAGGAGAACCAGGUGAUCAGCCCAUGCAAAGAGCAGUGCGAGACUGUUCUCUCUGACUGCGAGGAGAAUAUAAGAAUCUUUGGUAUCACCUGGCCUCCUGAGCUACAGUGUGACAAGUUGGAGUCAUGUGGCUUUCCAGAUGGUUUAGAACUUUCUGCAACCACCCCGACUAGCUCCUCAUCAGCUAAGAGGGACCUUGGCUUCUGGUGUCCACUGCAGCUGAAGACCAAGCCGGGUCAAGGAUCAUCUUUCCUGGGUGCCCAGGACUGUUCUCCUCCCUGCUCCAACAUGUACUUCAAACCCCAUGACAUUGAAUUUGCAAAGAGCUUCAUCGGUAUAUGCUCCAUCAUCUGCUUGGGCGCCACACUCUUCACUUUCUUCACUUUCCUCAUUGAUGUUAAACGAUUCCGCUACCCAGAGCGCCCAAUCAUCUUUUAUGCUGUCUGCUACAGCUUUGUUUCCCUCAUAUACUUCAUUGGUUUCCUGCUUGGGAACAAUGCAGCCUGCACCAAAGCAGCACACCCUAGUGGAGUGGAUACAGUAGUGCUGGGCUCUCAGAGCAGAGGCUGCACUCUGCUUUUUAUGCUGCUCUACUUCUUCUCCAUUGCUGGAAUCGUGUGGUGGGUAAUACUCACCAUCACCUGGUUCCUAGCAGCCGGACCCAAGUGGAGCUGUGAGGCCAUCGAGAAAAAAGCGGUGUGGUUCCACUCUGCUGCCUGGGGGAUCCCUGGAGCGCUAACUGUCAUGCUGCUGGCUAUGAACAAGGUUGAAGGGGACAACAUCAGUGGAGUCUGCUUUGUGGGGCUCUAUGAUCUGGAUGCUUUGCGCUACUUUGUUCUGGCUCCUCUGUGUGUGGGUGUCGCAGUCGGCCUCUUUCUCAUCCUGGCGGGCAUCGUUUCCCUAAACAACGUCCGGCAGGUCAUCCAGCAUGAUGAGCGCAACCAAGAGAAGCUGAAGAAGUUCAUGAUCCGAAUCGGCAUAUUCAGCUGCCUCUACCUGGUACCACUGGUCACGCUGUUAGCCUGCUACACCUAUGAGCAGAGUCACCGCAGCACCUGGGAGAAUACGUGGAUCAAUGACCGCUGUCAGGAGUACAGCAUCCCCUGCUCCUAUAAGACAACAGAGCUUGAACGUCCUGACCUCUCCCUGUUCCUGGUGAAAUAUCUCAUGACACUGGUGGUUGGAAUAUCUGCGGUGUUCUGGGUCAGCAGCAAAAAGACCUGCUCUGAGUGGGCUUACUUCUUUAAUAGGACCCGAAAGAGAGAUCCUAUCAGUGAGAGCAGAAGGGUGCUCCAGGAGUCCUGCGAGUUCUUCCUCAAGCACAACAACCGCGUCCAGCACAAGAAGAAACACUACAAGCCAAACUCCCACAAGCUGAAGGUUAUCUCAAAGUCAAUGGGCACGAGCACUGGUUCUGCCCCCGCCAAGGUUUCCACUGCCCCCGCCACAACCAAUCAAGGAACCUCUGUGCUGGGCAAUCACGACCCCCAUAUGCAAGGCUCUCUGUCGGAGGCCUUAAACAGGGAGCACCUAGACAGGGGCACCCCCAGCAGGAGCUCCAGGAGGGGGGAGAGAUCGAGAGAUCGAGAGAGAGACAGGGAGAGGGGAGAGAGACGUAGCAAGGGGGGGAGCUCCAGUAAGAUCAGCAGCCGCUCAGAGAGCAUGCACAGAGUCACAGAUGGGAGGAUGACUCCAAGGAACGAGCUGUCAGAGGUCAGGCCGAUCCCAAGUGUACCACAGCAUCCAGCUUUAAGCCUAUCACAGAGCAGCGACAUCCAGGACACCACUCACCAGCCAGUGCAUCAGGCACCAGAGGAGAGCAAGGUGGAAAAGGACAGCAGCUGCAGAGACUUCUGACCUCCACGAUGUAUCAUCCAUCCUUGAACCCAAUCGGACAACAGUCACAGAUGAUGCUGGAUCAUUUGUCUUCUUCAAACAAAAUACACAUUAGUGUCAUACAUCAUAAAAGCUCCAUACAUUAAAUCAUGAUCAUUGGUUAGAGUAUGGUCACUGAAUGUUUAGCCAGCAUGAUGGCAUACCCCCGGGUAUUUUUAAUGUGGUAUUUUUAUAACAGUCACAAGAUGUGGAUUCAUUAAGUAAAGCUGACAACUGUGUCUUUCAGUUUUACAAAGCGUUCUUCAUUAAUUAUGGACUAUCUGAAUGUUACAGCACAGUUGUGUAAACACCUGUACAUCUGAUGCACGCAAGCAAGCGUGCAUUAAAAACAUUUGUACUACUGUUUUGUAGAUCAACGGCAUAGGUUGCAUACUAGUCAACAUGCAUUAUUUAUGUAAAUAUACUAUUAUUUUUAUUUUAAACCUUUUUUUAGAACUUAGAUCUUACACUGGACUGAGUGAUGUUACUUAAGGUCAAGAAUAGAUAUUACCAAAUAUUCAACUUAAGGAAAGUCUUCACCUGUGGUUAUUGUUAUUGUUUUUAAUGUCCUGAUGUUAAAACUGGAGCGGUGGUUUCUCUUUAAACCUCAUGUUGCUACUCAUCCUUUGCAAAAAGGACAUGCUCUUAAAGUGGAUAUAGUUUGUUUGUAGACCAUGUUUGUUUUCAAUAACAGAACUUUCACUUCAGGUGUAAAUGUGUCUCUUAAAGAAGUGUAUGUUGAAUUAGGAGAAAGUAUAGCUUUAUGCAUUUUCUUUUACAAGAACAUGCCUUCCUUAGAGUAGCUCCUCCUCUUCCAAGAGCUUCAAAGAACCUACAUGUGUUUUGCAUGUGAUGUCAGUCUGUCUUCUCUGCAUACAUUUCUAUGAUUUUUAAAUAAAUUAAGAACUACUACAAUCAAAAUGCCUUUACACUACUUAUCAUUAGAAGCAAAACAACUAUUUAGUAUAAAAAGUCAUGAACACAAAAAUUAACAUGUUAGACUUUGUUCAGGGCUUAUUUCUAACACAUUUUUCUUCAAAUACUUCCAGAACAACUUGUGGGAUUUCUUCAACAGCCCUUAUGCUGCAUUGUCUGUUCUGCUGAUGAAGGACUUUUUGUCCUUUCAAGUAUCUUACCCUUUUGUAUUUGGGAUCACAAGACUGUUCUAGUAACACUGAUUAAAGAGAAAUCCCUGUCUGUU